Molecule: messenger RNA, 1205 nt
Organism: Hyposmocoma kahamanoa
Lineage: Eukaryota; Metazoa; Arthropoda; Insecta; Lepidoptera; Cosmopterigidae
Gene: Traf6
Product: TNF receptor-associated factor 6
Exons: 4
Biological process (GO): tumor necrosis factor-mediated signaling pathway; regulation of canonical NF-kappaB signal transduction; positive regulation of JNK cascade
Cellular component (GO): plasma membrane signaling receptor complex
Molecular function (GO): protein binding
Source: RefSeq, a predicted model, not a curated record
GUUGCACAAAAAAAGUGACACCCCUGGACCUGGACGCUCACAUAUCCUCAUGUGAGUUCAACCAGCCCGCACCAUCAUCGCAACCCGAGUUGCGCGUACCCUGCGCCUUCCACUCCGUCGGCUGCAAGGAAACUUUUGACAGCCAGGACGAGAUGAACACCCACCUGCACAAUGAUAUACAGAAUCACAUGAGUUUUUUAAUGAACGCUUACUCGGAGAUAAAGAUCAACAACGACAUAUCGAACGCCACUAUCGACGCAAAGGAACAAGAGGCCAUGAGCCUGUGGGAAGCACCGGACAAAGAUGGCGGGGAGAGCUCGUCCAAACCACUCAAUAACACCAGUGCUCUAAUCAGGGCUCUAUACGAAAGAGUAGUAAUAUUAGAGCAACGUAACCGCGAACAAGACAUUGUGAUAGCGAACAUAUCGAAACAACUAUCGGCGUUUUCCAUAGCGAAAAUGAAACAGAACAACGAGAUGCUACUGCGGUAUUGCAUGGGCAAUUACAUUUGGAAAAUUGACAACUUUAAAGCGAGAUGUGACGCGAUGUUGAAAGACCACUGUAAGAUGUUGUACAGUCCUGGAUUUUACACUACGCCUAAUGGGUACAGAUUCUGCGUCCGCCUUAACAUAUCACCGCAAAACCCCCUAUGUUUCGCUCUACACGUGCACCUAAUGAAAACAGAAUACGAUGACUGUCUGGAAUGGCCUUUUAACGGCCGAAUUUCCUUCGCUAUGAUCAAUCAGUACGAACCUGAAUUAACACAAAAGGACACUAUGAUGUCUAACUCUAACUUGAUAGCGUUCAGAAAACCGACUACGGAGAUUUGUGUUCGCGGGUUUGGUUACACAGAAUAUGCAAUUGUAUCCGAUGUUAUAAGAAAUGGCUUUGUCAAAAAUGAUAUCUUGAUUAUAAGAGUCCAUAUUAAGUGUGUAUGACAUGAGGAGUAAUUUUUUGUUCUUUUUUGGAGUGUCGCUGAAAUAAGCGCCGUGAAUUUCUUCUUUAUAUUCGUGUAAAACGGGUUGCAGUAGUUUUUGACGCAUCAAAACUGUAAGGAUAAGGCCAGAACAUGCAUGUGAUAUUUUUUCAGGAGGAAAAGGCCAUCUGCCAGUAAUUUUAUUUUUUCCUAAGUGGAUAAAGUAUGAAGUUACCGCAAGAGAAAAGUAGAUACGUGGGGCGCACAAUAAGUUUCCGGAAUGAAUAAG